Messenger RNA from Drosophila serrata, 1611 nucleotides. RefSeq names its product cyclin-dependent kinase 10 (gene Cdc2rk). NCBI's taxonomy places the organism in Eukaryota, Metazoa, Arthropoda, Insecta, Diptera, Drosophilidae. Gene Ontology annotation, biological process: protein phosphorylation; regulation of mitotic cell cycle. The record is from RefSeq and is a predicted model, not a curated record. Gene Ontology annotation, molecular function: cyclin-dependent protein serine/threonine kinase activity; ATP binding. Gene Ontology annotation, cellular component: nucleus.
UGAAUGUUUGGUGGUUGUGGCUUUGCGCGCAGAUUUUCACACAUGCGUAGAGGCCGUAGAUGGGAGUUUAAUGCCUAAGACAUGCAUUUGAAAUUUCUUCUUUAAACUGGUGCAAUUUCACUUUCAUGAGUCGUGCUCGCGUUUCUAGCCACUUUUGUUUAUUAAAUUAGUGGCUAUUACGAAACCUGGGCCUAUUUUCCUUUUAGGUAAUUGUCAGGUGGCAAAAAAAAUAAUUACUUUCCGAGAACCAAAAAUUUGAAAAGUUAUGUAAAAUGCGCCAAGAUAUGACCUUACCUCAAAGUUCUAGCGAGUUAUCGAUUGUGCAAAACGACUGGCGGUUAUCAGCUCAGUGCCAUCCCUAAUUGGGCAAUUGUAAACAUAUUUCUUUGAUUUUGUUAAUGCCGGUUUUUUAACCAUGUCUAGCUUAAAAUCAAAUGACUUGGACAGCAAUCCGGCGCCGGAUCCCCAGGCGCCCAUCACCCGCAAGGGUUUCCUCAUGUCCCUGAACAGCGGCACCCCCAUGCCCAUUCCCGAGCAGAAUGUGUAUGGACGCUGUCGCCCCGUCUCGGAAUUCGAGAAACUCAAUCGCGUGGGUGAAGGCAGCUAUGGGAUUGUGUAUCGAGCACGCGACACCCGCAAUAAUGAGAUAGUGGCCCUGAAGAAGGUGCGAAUGGAUCAGGAGAAGGAUGGCCUGCCUGUGAGUGGACUUCGCGAGAUAAUGAUCCUGAAGCAGUGCAAGCAUGAGAACAUUGUCCGUCUGCGCGAAGUAGUCGUAGGCAAGAGCCUGGACAGCAUCUUCCUGGUAAUGGAUUUCUGCGAACAGGACCUGGCCUCCGUACUAGACAACAUGUCACAACCCUUUACCGAAUCCGAGGUCAAGUGUAUAACGCUUCAGGUGCUUAACGCCCUUAAGUACCUCCACGAUCGCUAUGUAAUCCAUCGGGAUCUGAAGGUGUCCAAUCUCCUGAUGACCGACAAGGGCUGCAUCAAAGUUGCUGAUUUUGGACUGGCGCGCAUGUUUAGCAAUCCGCCGAAGCCCAUGACGCCGCAGAUGGUUACUUUGUGGUAUCGGGCACCGGAGCUGCUCCUUGGCUGUCGCACACACACCACGGCCGUGGAUAUGUGGGCAUUUGGCUGCAUUCUGGGCGAACUGUUGCUGGGGAAACCUCUGCUCCCCGGGAACUCGGAGAUUGGACAGCUUAACAUGAUUAUCGAUUUGCUUGGAGCACCGUCCGAGUCUAUUUGGCCCGGUUUCUCCGACAUGCCCGCCCUGCAGAACUUCACCCUGAGCCAGCAGCCGUACAAUAAUCUCAAGACCAAGUUUCACUCGAUCAGACAGUCGGGCAGGAAUCUCCUGAACAUCCUGUUCAUAUACAAUCCCCUAACCAGAGCCACUGCCGAGGAGUGCCUAAACAGCAAUUACUUUGUGGAUACGCCGAAGGCUUGUGAUCCCCGCAUGAUGCCCACUUUCCCGCAGCACCGCAAUAAUACCGCUGUCAGUGCUCCGCCCGCUCAGCCACCCGCCGACAUUCCCAUCUCCGAUCUGCUGAAUGUAUUCAUUAAGCGACAACGCUUGGAUUAAACGUAAACGAAUUUAUUUUGGACAUUAUG